AUGAAAUCAAUCACUAAUCUAUUAUCCUCUUUAGUUUCAAAGUAACAUACACCAUUUGUAUAAAAAUUGAAUAAUUGUUCCUUAAUGUAGAAUAAUCCAAUCAUUUUAAUGACAGAUAUAUUAUAUUUAAUAGAAUGCUUUGAAGGAUUUGGUCCAGAAUGUAAUGGAAUUUAUUUGACAGGAUAAGAAUAUUUGUAAUAGUUUUUUAAAGCAAUAACAAAUAAAUCAUUGAAUGGUUUUAUUGCAAUUAAAAUUACUUUAACUAUCCAUUUAAUUCUGUAUGAAUUUUAAAUUGGAGAUUGUAUUGCAGAUGAAAUGGUAAAAGAAGGGUCAUCAAUACGAAUUUAAGAAAAUCAAUAAUUUAGUAUGUUUGUUUAAAACUAUUUGAUGUAUUUAUUGAAACUAGCAUAAAAUUUAAAAUUGUUUUAUGCUUGUAAAAUAGGUUAAUAUCCAAUUUUUGAUUAAGAUUAAACAUAUACAUAAUGUUCAGAGAAUACAAGAGAUCAAUAAUAUCAAUAAUUUUAAAUAUUGAAAAAAAACAAUAAUUUCAGAGAUACAAAUUUAUAGUAUCGAAAUUAUUAACAAAAGAAGUUAGAAUUACAUAUGUAAUAAUAAACAGGAUGUAUAUCAAUAGAAUAGAAAAUUUUAUAUCUAUUUAAAUUACAUAAUUUAUUAAAUUAAUGCAUUUAGAUUUUAAAUUUAUGCAUAAAUACUCUAAAACAAUUAGAAAAUUAAGAUUCCAAAAACAUAUUCAUAGAAAUUAGUUGUGUUUUAUGGAAUGAUUGUAUGGUUAUGUAUAAAUUUGCUACAUAAGAAGUAUUAUCAUCAUAUGAUAAUUUUAGUUAUGCAAGUUACUUGAUUCUUUUAGAUUCAUGCCCUUAUAACAAUUGCUUUCAAUUUAACAAAUAUAUUGGGUAACUAUAAACUCUUCAACUUAAAUUAAAUAUUUAUAUAACAAUAGAAAAUAUUUUGAUUAAUAAAAUAUUGUAAAAUUACCAUUUUGGUUUGAAGAAAAUAAAAAACUUUCUUAAGAAAUUUAAAAUAGCAUUAUUGAUAAUAAAAUGCAAUAAAUACCAGAUUCAACUAGAAAUGUAAAUAAAGUAUCAACACCUUAAGCAUAUUAAACAUAAAAAUCACCAACUAAUAUUGCUUAACCAUUCACUUCAAGAAUAGGAAUUUCUUAAAACUCUACAAAAACAACAAUACCUUAAUAACCUUAUUUCAUAGCUAAUAAAAAAUUAUAACAAUAACCAUAAUAAUUAGAAACUUAAUAACCUAUGAGUACUAGAGCAAAAAACUUUGUUGGAAGUAUAUUUUCUGAUGAAUAAUUAACUAUUUCUCCAAGAGAAUCUACAAAAUAAUAAUAAUAAUGA
Messenger RNA from Paramecium pentaurelia, 1373 nucleotides. NCBI's taxonomy places the organism in Eukaryota, Ciliophora, Oligohymenophorea, Peniculida, Parameciidae. The record is from the annotation of a GenBank genome assembly.